Fusarium musae is the source of this 660-nucleotide messenger RNA. RefSeq lists its product as uncharacterized. NCBI's taxonomy places the organism in Eukaryota, Fungi, Ascomycota, Sordariomycetes, Hypocreales, Nectriaceae. The record is from RefSeq and is a predicted model, not a curated record. The transcript is spliced from 2 exons. Bases 1 to 660 code for a protein of 219 amino acids.
AUGCAGAUCAGUCUGAGCGUCUCUUCAUCCUCCCAGUCGAGCUCCAAGGAAACAUUUGCUUCCACCACGUCAGCCAGCGCUAGUGCUUCCGGAUGGUGGUGGAAUGCUUCCGCCAGCUUCAACCACUCCGAGGCGUCCAUGAAAGCUUCCAACGCAACUUCCAACUGCGCAGUGGACAUUAAGUUCGAGGCUCUUCUGGUGACAAUUGACCGUGCUUGGCUGCAUGGCGAACUGUUCUCAGACCCCGAACUUAACACUGGCGAUGACGUGAAGCUGUCGCCUGGCGCCCUCGACCUACACAAGCUUAUCGAUCAAAAGAACGACAAGGCUUUGGCCAACUAUCCCUAUUUCCCGUCGUACCCUACUGCUUUCAUCGUGGCGUCUAAUGUCGAGCUCGAAUUCCGGGGCGACACCUCGGCGCUGGAAGAGGCCGUCGAGUCCUCUCACACUGAUGCCCAGGUCAAAGUAGGCUAUGGACCAUUCAGUCUCAGUGCUAGUCACAGUCAGGACAAAUCGAGUGCCAAAACAAAGAUGGAGACUACAGCGACGGGCACACGCAUUACUUUGGAGGCCCCCGCCAUCAUUGGCUGGGUUAGCCAGCUUGUGCCCCAGUUGCCGCGCCCUAAGGGAGGAAGUUCGUUGAUAGGCCCGAUGGUUUGA